Molecule: messenger RNA, 2176 nt
Organism: Nothobranchius furzeri (turquoise killifish)
Lineage: Eukaryota; Metazoa; Chordata; Actinopteri; Cyprinodontiformes; Nothobranchiidae
Gene: nle1
Product: notchless homolog 1 (Drosophila)
Biological process (GO): ribosomal large subunit assembly; Notch signaling pathway
Cellular component (GO): nucleolus
Molecular function (GO): protein binding
Source: RefSeq, a predicted model, not a curated record
ACCGAUUGUGACGAAAGAGUUCAACACUUGCCCAUAAUCCUUUGCGCGAACGCCGCUUUGAAUGAAUUUUUUCCUGGCGUGUUUACGUUGUCGUAAGGCUCUUUGGCAGAGUACACGUGUGAGGCUUAUGUCCCCUGCUAAGCUAAAGGUUUGGAUCAGAAUUAAACAGAAACAUGACAAGUGAGGACACUGAGAGGCUGUUGAUCCAGUUUCAGGACGAGAAUGGGGAAGUUCUGGGCUCACCCUUUGAUGUGCCUUUGGACAUCACUCCUGACAAACUUCAACUUGUGUGCAAUGCCUUGCUGCAGAAGGAUGAGCCUGUAUCUCUGGCUUUUUUUGUGCACGGAGAAGCAGAGGUAGUGUCCACGCUGCGGUCCUGUGUUAGGACUCUUGGAGCCGAGACAGAACAAGUUCUGCCGGUGGUGUACCAGCCUCAGGCUGUGUUCAAAGUUCGGGCUGUGACCCGCUGUACCAGUACGCUACAGGGACACACAGAGGCUGUCAUUUCUACUGCCUUCAGCCCCACUGGCAAACAUCUGGCCAGCGGCUCGGGUGACACCACAGUGCGCUUCUGGGACUUGAUGACUGAGACGCCCCUCUUCACAGCCAGAGGACACACACAUUGGGUGCUGAGCAUCGUCUGGUCGCCUGAUGGAAAGAAGCUUGCUUCAGGCUGCAAAAACAGUCAGAUCUGUCUGUGGGAUCCAGUGACGGGGACACAGAUUGGGAAGACUUUGACGGGGCACACCAAGUGGAUCACUUGGCUCUGUUGGGAACCUCUCCACCUCAAUCCAGAGUGCCGCUUCUUAGCCAGCAGCUCCAAGGACGGCUCCAUACGCAUCUGGGACACCAUCCUGGGUCGCUGUGAGAAGAUCUUGACUGGACACACUCAGUCGGUCACGUGUGUCAAAUGGGGAGGAGAUGGACUUCUUUACACCUCUUCCCAGGACCGAACCGUUAAAGUGUGGCGAGCCAAAGAUGGCGUCCAGUGCAGGACCCUGCAGGGCCACGCCCACUGGGUCAACACCCUGGCCCUCAGCACGGACUACGUCCUGCGCACUGGAGCUUUUGAACCUGCGACUGCCACAGUAAACCCGCAGGAUCUCACCGGAUCCUUGGAGGAGUUAAAGGAGAGGGCCUUGGAGAGAUAUAAAAAAGUCCGAGGAUCUGCUCCGGAGCGCUUGGUGUCCGGCUCGGAUGAUUUCACAUUAUUCCUGUGGAAUCCCGCAGAGGAGAAGAAACCUUUGGCCAGGAUGACCGGCCACAGCGCCCUGGUCAACGAAGUGCUCUUCUCCCCAGACACCCGAUUGCUCGCUUCCGCCUCUUUCGAUAAGUCCAUUAAGAUCUGGGAUGGACGUACUGGAAAGUACCUAACAUCUCUGCGUGGUCACGUGGGAUCUGUGUAUCAGGUGGCGUGGUCGGCGGACAGCAGGCUGCUGGUCAGCGGCAGCAGCGACAGCACGCUCAAAGUGUGGGACGUGAAGACCGGGAAGCUCAACAUGGACCUCCCAGGCCACGCCGACGAGGUUUAUGCCGUGGACUGGAGUCCUGAUGGACAAAGGGUGGCCAGUGGUGGGAAAGACAAGUGUCUCAGAAUAUGGAGAAGAUAGCCAAAUGCGUCCGUUUGCCACUGCUUCAGAAGAAAAUACAUCUUCUAGUGUCUAUAGACCUGGCAGCUGGAGCCACAAGUGGCCUGACUCUCUCGUCCUCCGUUUGUCUCUAAUGUGGAGACAUCUGAGUCAGUCACAACACAGCAGCAACGCAAGGCUGUACAGUCGGACUCGGGUCAUUUACUGAACCUAACUUAAUGCACACCAAAGAUCAGCUUGAUGUGCUGUGAUUAAAUCAUAUCCUUAGACUGCUGAUGGAUUUUCCCUCUGUGGAUAAAAACUAGGGGAAAAAAACUAUUUCAGCAGAGAAUCACGUUUAUUAUUUCAUCAACAUCAGACGUUACCAGUUAAAUAGGGAAAUCCUGCGCUGUGAGGAGACAGGUGGGCAGGUUUAGCUAACAGGUGGGAGUGGUAAUGCCUUCCUCCAGCCUUUAAUCUCUUCUGCCGUGCUUUCAGCCAAGCUGCAUACAUAGAGCUGUUCUAGUCAUGUCCCACAUUGGGAUAACCACGUUUACUGUCCCAGUUGCAUGCAUUUAGGUGCUAAUAAAUGUUUAUCACCUCUCGGA